AUGGAACUGGCGAAUCAGUUUGUGACUGCAGAAACGAACAAAACUGCAGCAAUUGUAGUCAAACUGAUAGAACCUCUUCUUGGUCGUGGACACACAGUGUGGAUGGACAAAUUUUAUAAUUCACCAGAUCUGGCUCGGUUCAUAAAGUCCAAAAGAACAGACUGUGUUGGAACUUUACGGGCUAGCUGGAAAAAUGUCCCUCCUGCAGUGAAGAAUAAGAAAUUGAAGAAAGGAGAGCACUGUGGUCAACACUCUGGUGAUGUGGCAGUUCUCGCGUGGCAAGAUAAGAGGCGAGUCACCAUGUUAUCAACAUACCACAAAGAUGAUAUGCGUGUGACUAUAAACAAAGCCAACCGAGAAGAGAUAAAGCCUCUGGUAGUUCGUGACUACAAUAAACACAUGCUGGGAGUUGAUCUGAAAGAUCAGAUGCUCCAGGCGUACUUACUGGAACGAAAGAAGGAAACAAAGUGGUACAUGAAACUAUUCAAGAGACUACUCAAUGUAGCAAUACAUAAUGCAAUGGUCAUGUAUCGCUGCGUCCCACAAAACAAAACCUUAGACACCCUAAGAUUCCGAAUUCUGUUAGCGCAAGGCCUCGUUGAAAAACACGGUCCUGGUGUUCCGCGCCCUUCAUCCGGCCGUCCGUCACUUGAUCCGCCACCUAAAAGACUCUCAGAACGCCAUUUCCAAGAACGUAUUCCUGCCACAGGAAAAAAGGCAAAGCCCCAAAAAAGAUGUGUGGUGUGCAGGAAACGCGGUAAAAGGAAAGACACUGUUUAUUGGUGUGGUGAGUGUGAGGUAGGGUUGUGCAUGGUUGGAUGCUUCAAGGACUUCCAUACGAAGCUCAACUUCUGA
Messenger RNA from Zootermopsis nevadensis, 855 nucleotides. The record is from RefSeq and is a predicted model, not a curated record. NCBI's taxonomy places the organism in Eukaryota, Metazoa, Arthropoda, Insecta, Blattodea, Termopsidae.